GGUGCGUGCUGUUAUUCAAUCGAAAUUUGACGUCUCGGAAACGGCAACAACCUAGCCUACCUCGUUUAGCGAACCGCGAUUCUCCGACACUCUUUACCACCGUGAAUCUGCUUUGCCUGCUGGCAGCAGGUAAAGCCGAAAGAGAAGCACACAGACCAUGGCAUCGUUUGGCAGCCUUUCGUCACUGUUCCGAUCGACGUUACAGAAUCCGUGGUGGAUCGUGAAUCCGGCUCGCUCGAAGAACUAUCUGAACCGACCACGGCUGCGGAACCCAGUGUGGUUUGUGAAAAAGACACGCACGCUACACGAUGAACAGUUUACCCAGGAAAAUAGCGCGUUCUUGGGUGAGGUGCGCAGAGAAACGGUGCAAGCGGCGGCCGAUCGAAACCAGGCGAACCUGUUGCAGCUGCGAACUGGCGGCGAGGAGGCUGGCCCGGUUGCUGAGUGGGCGCCCGGUCUGAAGCGGACCGGUGUGAUCGCAAAGAAGAUCGGCCAGUACCCGCUGUGGACGCGCAACGGCACCAAAAUCCGCACGACGCUACUGCAGAUUGUGGAGAACGAGGUGGUCAAGUAUAUUCCGCCCGAGGAGUACCGGCCAGCGCAGGAGCCGCGUCAGCGACGCAACUGGCGCAGACCGUAUGGGUGCUUGCUGGUCGGGGCGGAGAAUGGUGAUCCAUCACUGUUCACGAAGGAGUACGCUGGCCUGUUCCAGCACACGGGGGUCCUGCCCAAACAACACCUGUGCCGGUUUCUGGUGUCACCCGAGGCGCAGCUUCCGCCCGGUACCGCACUCACCGUCGAUCAUUUCCGGGUCGGUGACUAUGUGGACGUGCGUGGCAAGACGGUAGACCGUGGCUUUCAGGGCGUGGUGAAGCGACACGGCUUCAAAGGCAUGCCGAAGACGCACGGUGUCACGAAAACACACCGACGCCCGGGCAACAUUGGGGCCGGUGGACAGAAGGCCCGGGUCUGGCCGGGCACCAAGAUGCCCGGUCACAUGGGCAAUCGGUGGCGGGUGUUGCGCGGAUUGCAGGUCCUGCGAAUCAACCGUCAGUACAAUGUGAUGUGGGUGCGGAGCAGCAACAUUGCCGGUAGCACCAAUGGGCUUGUGUACGUGUACGAUACGGUGCUGCCGCUGCGCAAGCACGGCGCCAAACGAGGCCCAUCCGGUCAACCACCGUUCCCGACCGCACUUAGCCCACCAGCGCCCACGGAGGAGGCAGAAGUGUGGCACGACCAGUUGCACGACUUUCGGAGGCUCUCCAUUUCUUUCGGGUCCGGCGAUUAGCUUCACUGUGUAAACGCGCUAAACUCGAUUAGGCAUUUCCUUUAUUUUUCUUUCGAUCUUAACUGUACCUAUAGUCUGCCUUUGUGCUAUUUCCUUAAGUGUCCCAGCGAGUGCUGGUAGUUUAGCAGACAAUUCAACUCGUUAGCUGGCCUACAAUAAAGUGUUCGGCGGAAAGAAGAUGCAAACCCUUUUGAUACUUUACGAGUCUUACACUUUGGAUGGUAAUGCAAGGUAAUGGUUUUUCUAUUCAAAGUACUUAUUGCUUGCAAUACUUUUUGUCCAUCUUUCAGGCGAGUUUCGUGCACGAAAGGCGUAACAACCACGGCGAUAGGAUAUGAUUUCUAGUUAGGUGUUUUAAACGCAGUUUUUGUCUCUUCAGGGGAG
This is a messenger RNA of Anopheles darlingi, 1672 nucleotides long. RefSeq names its product 39S ribosomal protein L3, mitochondrial (gene mRpL3). The record is from RefSeq and is a predicted model, not a curated record. The coding region runs from base 158 to 1288 and encodes 376 amino acids. Gene Ontology annotation, cellular component: ribosome; mitochondrial large ribosomal subunit. The transcript is spliced from 3 exons. Lineage: Eukaryota; Metazoa; Arthropoda; Insecta; Diptera; Culicidae. Gene Ontology annotation, biological process: translation. Gene Ontology annotation, molecular function: structural constituent of ribosome.